Messenger RNA from Neocloeon triangulifer, 1843 nucleotides. Its product is annotated as ADP/ATP translocase 2-like. Gene Ontology annotation, cellular component: mitochondrial inner membrane. The record is from RefSeq and is a predicted model, not a curated record. Gene Ontology annotation, biological process: mitochondrial ATP transmembrane transport; mitochondrial ADP transmembrane transport. Gene Ontology annotation, molecular function: ATP:ADP antiporter activity. The coding region runs from base 691 to 1617 and encodes 308 amino acids. The transcript has 4 exons. NCBI's taxonomy places the organism in Eukaryota, Metazoa, Arthropoda, Insecta, Ephemeroptera, Baetidae.
AUUCAAUUUGAAUGUGUGUUAAAAGCUGCAAAAGGAAAACACACCAAAAUUUAAAAAGACUUGUUCGAUGUUGCACAUGAAAAAUAUUUUGGAACUGAAAUUUAUCUGUUUAAAAAAAAUCCCACUUUCCACUGGUCGAAGAAAUCAAUUGGAGUGAAGUAUAACUUUGGACCAUCGCUCAUUUGUCCACAUUUUCCUUUUGCCUUAUCAUUACGUUGUAGUAUAAUACAUAUAUACAUGAGGACAAUGUUUAGCUAGCAAGCAGCAUUAUCAUGUCUUUAUUCACUCGAAUAAAUUCGGUAUAUCCCAUUUUUAUGGGAAGCUGGGAUCUUCAUUACUUAUUAUUAUUACAAAAGUUUAGCAUGCACGCAAGGUCACAUAAAAUUGCUCCGAAAGAGUGGUUGAAGGACCAACGUGGACCAACAAGCCCGCUCGCGAAUCCCCUCCCUCCUCUGUUUUGGUACGUAACAACAGUUAAGCAUUAAAACGCGGUGAUCAGCACUCAUCUUUGCAGAAGCAGCCGUUUUCCUCAUCCAAUAAAGAGACUCGACGCGCUCACCAAAAAAAGAUUUUUCAGACGGACGCUGCAUGCGCUCAUGAGGAAAAGCUCAGUGCUCAGUUAAUACUUUGGCAUUGACCUUGCCACACACAACGUUCGCAUCCUCAACUUUUAAAAGUGCGGAUCCAGGGAUGGUUUUCAUGGAGAUACUGCUAUUCCUCAAGGACUUCUUGCUUGGCGGGGUGGCCGGCGGCGUGGCCAAGACGGUCACUGCACCCAUCGAAAGGGUAAAACUGCUACUGCAGUUGCAGGAUGGAUCCGCACAGAUGAAGGUUGCCGACAUUCAGCGCUACGAUGGAAUUGUCGAUUGCACUCGCAGGGUUUACAAGGAGCAGGGAUUGUGGAGUUUCUGGAGGGGCAAUUGGGCUAAUGUGAUCAGAUACUUCCCGACACAGGCCAUCAACCUUGCUUGCAAAGACCGAUACAAAAAGCUUUUCUUGCAAGGGUUGGACAAGAAAACCAACUUUUGGGGCUACUUUGCGGGCAGCGUGGCCGCUGGAAGUGCCGCAGGGGCAACGUCCCUUUGCGUGGUUUACCCCUUGGACUUUGUGCGAACGCGUUUGGGCGCGGACGUCGGCAAGACGGAGGAGGAGCGCGAGUUUACCGGAUUGUGGGACUGCAUCAAAAAGAUUUUCAAGUCGGACGGCAUUUGUGGCCUGUACCGUGGCUUCUUUGUGUCCCUCGUCGGCAUCAUCCUCUACAGAGGUGCCUACUUUGGACUUUGGGACGGAUCCAAGGAGCUUAUUGGUGCAGAUAAUUUAAAUUUUAUCACAAAGUGGAUUCUUGCACAGGUGACAACAACUUUGGCUGGUCUUUUCGCAUACCCUGCUGACACUGUCCGCAGGCGUAUGAUGAUGUUGUCCGGGUGCACCAGGAACGAAAUAUUGUACACCAACAGCUUCCAGUGCGCCGCCUACAUUGCUCGAAAGGAGGGUUUCAGCGCCUUCUACAAGGGCGCCUUUACCAACAUCAUUAGAGGCAUGAGCAGCGCCUUGGUCCUUGUCCUCUACGAAGAAUUGCAAGCGUUUUUUAAUAACUUGGUGUCAACGUCACAGUGAUAUUUCUUAAAAUCCAGUUACAUAGAUAUAGCCAUGUUUGAAAUUGAGUGAAUUCAAAGUUGAUUUUUUAUGAAUUUAUCACAUAAUAGAGGUGAGGUGCUCCAAUACAAAUGUAGGCUGCGAAACUAUGACAUAAUUAUGCGCUGCAAACAGGAUGGGUGUGCUAAACCCAAUGUGUAAAUGUGUUACUAAUUGCAUGAAAUGUGCGUAACAGUGGAAAUUAGAG